Pieris macdunnoughi is the source of this 2148-nucleotide messenger RNA. The record is from the annotation of a GenBank genome assembly. Lineage: Eukaryota; Metazoa; Arthropoda; Insecta; Lepidoptera; Pieridae.
AUGAAUACCAUAGAUAUAGUGAACGAGUUUUUAGAUGACUUACGCGGCGGUAGAAUGGUCGACACGCCAACAGUUCGAGUGGAGCAGGGCCAGCUGCAGGGCAAGCUAGUCAACGGGCCCUCGGGGAAGGGGUUCUACAGCUUCCAGGGUAUACCUUAUGCUGCACCACCACUCGGAUCUUUGAGGUUUAAGGCCCCUCAGCCACCGCAACCAUGGGACGGAGUCCGCGACGCCACAGCUGAAGGCAAUGUCUCCGCCCAAAUUGACCAAAUGUUCUGCACCCCAUACACUGGCGAUGAAAACUGUCUCUUCCUUAACGUAUACACCCCAAACCUAGAUGGUCAAUUCUUGCCAGUCAUGGUCUAUGUACACGGAGGCGCUUUCCUCUUUGGUUCCGGUAAUUCUUCACAUUUCGGUCCCGACUAUCUCAUUGAAAAGGAUGUCGUCGUUGUUACAGUAAAUUACAGAUGCGGUGCACUCGGAUUCCUUAGUUUAAAUACCCCAGAAGUUCCCGGAAAUGCUGGAUUAAAAGACGUCGUCCAAGCCCUUAGGUGGGUGAAACAGAAUAUCCAAAACUUUGGCGGUAAUUCUGGUAACAUCACUCUCUUUGGUGAAAGUGCUGGAGGGGCAAUCACCUCUAUAUUAGCCGCUUGUCCCUUAUCUAAAGAUUUAAUCAGCAAAGCAAUAGCUCAAUCCGGAACGGCAUUAUGCGGUUGGUCCCUACAGGUUGAUCCAAUUAUGAAUGCAAGGAAAUUAGCCAAAGAACUAGGCUGUGAAUCGACUGAUCUGGGUGAUAUUUUAGAGUUUUUAUUAACCACGCCAGUUAAAGACAUUGUCGAAGCCAACACAAAAAUAGAUCCUAUAAGUGGGCUAUUCCAAAAGGGAGUCGUCACAUUUGCCCCAGUUCUAGAAACUGAAUUCCCCGGAGUGGAAGCGGUUCUGACUGAAUCUUAUAUAAAUAGCGUUACUUCUGGUAAAGUAGCUAGAAUUCCUAUCAUGGUCGGUACCACAACUCUAGAAUGUAUCACAGAAAAGGUUGAUGUACCAAUAUUCCUUGCUAAUCAGCUGAAUGUUACCAAUCCAGCAGACGUAAAAACAAUUGAAGGUAAAGUUAAAGAAUUGUACUUCAAAGAUUCUGAAGGUUUGCAAGAAUCGUCGGUACUUUUAUCUGAUUUGCUAAUUAAUUAUGGAGCACAUAGAUUCGUCACGAACUUGGCGAAAGUGUCUGAUCAGCCAAUUUACUACUACAAGUUUGAUUAUAUUGGGGAAAUGAAUUUGUCAAAAAGGCUCCCAAUGAGCUUAGGAGUUCAACAUGCUGGACAUUUGGAUGAGCUGGGAUACCUGUUUAAGGAUGAUCUGCUGAAAGACGCGGAACCGACUCCUCAAGACCUCACCAUGAGGGAACGGAUGGUACGGCUAUGGACCAACUUUGCUAAGUCUGGAAAUCCAACUUUCGAAGACAACUUCUACCUAGCGGUAACAUGGACACCGGUAACUAAAGACAAUAUUUGUUAUCUAAACAUCAGUAAUGAGCUUUCUGUAGGAACCAACCCCGAUAAAGAUAGAAUGGAAUUGUGGGAUGAUAUUUACGCAAAAUACUACAAACCACGCGAACAAUUUGUUAACGAAAUCCAAGCCACCGCAGAUGUUGUUGAUUCAACACCCGUGAUAGUACAAGAAACAGUAAUUCAAACAAUCGUUAACAACGAACCGGCUGAAAAUAUUAUCAUUGUUGAAGAAACAAAAACGAAUCUAGCCGAUUUCGAGAAAAAGGUUGAAGAAAUCAAAAGUGCUAUGGACGAUGCGUUGGCUCAAAACGGAACAGAAACCAUAAAUAUCGUUCAAGAAGAAAUUAAAGAGAACUCUCUGAGUAAGCUAAUUGAGAAUUCAGAAGGUGAAGAAAUUAGAUCCGUUCGCGAAAUAGUAACCAUUUACAAAGAAUCGCACUCGAAUGGCGUUGAUGACCAUAAACUAAAUGGAAACGCUGAUAAGAAACCUCGUCCGUCCAACGAAAUUAAAAUGGUCCAAAACAGCAAUGCCGACCCUAAAGACGUGAUUAGAGCCAACGACCCACCGGAAGACGAUUUGCCCAAAAACAUUGGUGUAAACAAAUUCGUAAAUUUCUUUGAAUCGCUCGGUAAAAAGUGA